Messenger RNA from Selaginella moellendorffii, 993 nucleotides. RefSeq lists its product as uncharacterized. The record is from RefSeq and is a predicted model, not a curated record. Gene Ontology annotation, molecular function: SNAP receptor activity. Gene Ontology annotation, biological process: retrograde vesicle-mediated transport, Golgi to endoplasmic reticulum. NCBI's taxonomy places the organism in Eukaryota, Viridiplantae, Streptophyta, Lycopodiopsida, Selaginellales, Selaginellaceae. Gene Ontology annotation, cellular component: SNARE complex; endoplasmic reticulum. The coding region runs from base 14 to 718 and encodes 234 amino acids. The transcript has 8 exons.
UGAUCGAUCGAUCAUGGGGCUGAGCAAGGCGGAGGUGAAGCUGCGGAGGCUGCUGGCGUCGAUGCCCAGGCAGGAGAAUGAGCGCAAGCUCGUCCAUUAUGUGGCAACGGCUAGAGAGCUCCUCACUGUUCUCACGGGAGAGAACGCCCAGCAAAAUCUUCCCAGCAUUUCAAUGGACAAAGCCCGAGAGUAUGGCGAACAGAUUGAAGCGUUUGCCGAGAAGAUCAACGUCACACAAAUGGCAGAUAUGUGGGAUGCGCUCAAAACUUCUACCUCGAACGCCGAUGUCGAGGACGAAUUCUCGGCGACUCCUGCCGAAACUCCAGUUCCCGAGCGCAAUCUUCGAAAGAGACACAUCCAGCGUGACGAUCCCGAGCCUGGUCCUUCAAAAGAAGAAGUGAAACUCGACAGUGCCACUCACGAAUUCAUUGGAAAGCAUCGGCGACUCCAGGACGAUCUAACAGAUGAAAUGGUGGCGUUAGCUCGACACAUGAAAGAGUCGACACUGCUCAUGCAACAAUCCCUGCAAGACACAGACAAAGUUGUGGAUGCCACUGGCGAGGCUGUAGAGCGAAGCUUGGCCUCCGCGAACCGUGUGACUCGAAGAGCCGGCGAGCUCUACUCGCGAGGCUUUAGCACUGGAUGCUACACUUGGCUUCUCAUCUUUGCCAUGUUUUGCGUCUUCAUAUUCAUGAUCGCAGUCAUCCGGAUCACUUGACGAUGUUCUCUCUUUUCUGGCCAAGAGCAGAAUGUGUUGGCGCUUCGUCAAGAAGAACCUCACCUCCAUCUCAAUGAGCCUUUAUCCACCCGCAACACGAACUUGUCCCCAUGCCAAGUGUUACAUGGAGUUAUAGUGGAGUUGAGAUCCGACGACAAGGACGAGCUCCCCAAGCAUUUUUCUUGGAAUCAUAAUCCAUAGCAUGCUGGUCGUCAAACUUGAGAAUUACAUGGUAAUGCCAUGAUCUUUUAAGCAUUGAUAUCAAAUUCUCCAUA